AUGUCAAUCAAUUCAGCUACUUCUUUUGCCAUGGCGGACCCAAGACGACAGUCCAACUUCUUCCCAGUCGCAGAGCCUAUGGGACCAGGCCAUCUCGGAUACGAUUUCCUUGGUGCACCCCAGUACUCAGAGAAACCGGCGUAUUCUGAUGAUUUCUACUCCAACGAGAUGUUCCACGCUGGUCUCCAGCUGCCUCGUGUUUUCAGAAACCACGAAAACCCUUUCUACGGUUCUUUGGGCCCUGGUGGUUGUGGCCUCGAGAAGCCUUACGACACCCGCUACAACGAAACUCCAGACACUUCGGCUCUCGUGUCGCCAAACGUGCGUUUCUCGUCUAAUUUGCUAGAUACGCCGUAUAAUGGACUUGGGUCGCUUACAGCUCCAACUUCUACGACAGUGACGCCUCGUUCCUCGGUUGCGCCCAAGGAGUUGCCUGAUGUCAACCUCCGCAAUCGGGAUUUCAUCCGUGAACACUUUGCUAGGGACCAGGUCAACAGAGAAUACACUUUUAGAGACCACAGCCCUCUUGGUGGCCGGGAUAUGAGAAACUCCUUCUCGCUGGGAAGUGUUCCUGGUCCUAGAAUGGAUGUCAACAAGCUCAACCAGCUGAUGCACAGCCUCCAGUUAGGCGAACCAAGACUCAUGGACCCAUUUAAAGACGCUGGCCACGAACCUUUGGCUCCGUUGUCUAAUAGAUCUUCUAUCUGGAGCACUGGCGGAGGCUCGCAACCUCCAGGACUUCAGAACUACAGCCAUAAACAGCACCAACACAUCAACAUCAGUCCACCUACGCCAGUGUCUUCGCUUUCGUCGAUGGCUUCCCAGCCAGCUGCUGCUCCUAGACUGCGUUUCCUUUCUUCAUCGGCUGCCAUCCCUGCCUACCAUGACUUCCAGGCUCAGGUGCCAGAUUAUGAGAGAGCAAAGAGGAACUUGUACGCCGAGAAGCUCAACAACCCUGUGUUCGUACCCACAGAUCAGAAACCACAACCCACACGCCCAGCUGAAGAGCCUCGUGAAGUGUCAGAGAAGAGACCAGCAAGCAGAAAGCCGCUGGACGGAAGUGUUAAAAAUGACACAAAGCGAAAAAAGCCGGCUCUCCAGUCUAACAUUGUUGUUGACUUUGGCAACCUUGCAAAGCAGCCUGUGCCAGCCAUUGCUCCUGCCAGCCUUAACCCACAUGGCUCUUUGGGUAAGGAGUGCAGCCGCUAUGUGCUUGAAAGCUGUACUUUGAAGGACUACCCAGAGGACUUCUGUUCCACCUUCUACAAGAGGAAUACUCAUGGCUACAUGUUUAUUCGUGAACUGUCGAACUCACUCAAGGUGAAUGCCAGUGGGCCAAAGUCAUGGGUGACACUUAAAGUCAAGCUUGGCGAAGUGGAACAGCAGAAGUUGAAGGUGGAUGUGAAGAGACUCCCAGUAUGGAAACCCAUCAACCUCAACCAACCCCACACACUGAGAAAGGCCGUCAGGAGACGCAAGCCGCUCAAGAAACCGACCAACCGCAGGCGGUAG
Molecule: messenger RNA, 1512 nt
Organism: Candidozyma haemuli
Lineage: Eukaryota; Fungi; Ascomycota; Pichiomycetes; Serinales; Metschnikowiaceae
Exons: 1
Coding region: 1-1512 (503 amino acids)
Source: RefSeq, a predicted model, not a curated record